AUGGACGACUAUCAAAAGAUUGAAAAGAUUGGCGAGGGUACUUACGGCGUGGUGCACAAGGCUCGUCAUAAGCUGACCCAAGAGCUGGUGGCUAUGAAGAAGAUUCGCCUUGAGAAUGAAGACGAAGGUGUUCCCUCUACUGCCAUUCGCGAGAUCACUAUUCUCAAGGAGCUGAAUCAUCCAAACAUCGUUUGUCUUAAAGAUGUGCUCUUGCAAGAGAAUCGACUUCACCUGGUGUUUGAAUUUCUUUCCAUGGAUCUCAAGAAGUAUCUGGACUCUAUUCCCAGCAACCAGACAAUGGACAAAGAGCUUGUUCAGAGCUACAUGAAGCAGCUUCUCGAUGCCAUUGUCUUCUGCCAUUCUCGUCGCAUAAUUCAUCGCGAUUUAAAGCCCCAGAACUUGCUGAUCGACAACAAAGGCACAAUCAAAAUAGCCGACUUUGGCCUGGCCCGUGCAUUUGGAAUUCCCAUUCGCCCAUACACACACGAGGUCGUUACUCUUUGGUAUCGUGCUCCUGAAGUUUUACUGGGAAGCCAAAAGUACUCCACCCCAGUGGAUAUUUGGAGCAUUGCUUGCAUUUUUGCUGAAAUGAUCACUAAAGUGCCACUUUUCCAUGGUGACUCAGAGAUUGAUCAGCUCUUUCGAAUCUUUCGCACUUUGGGCACUCCAAUAGAUGAACAGUGGCCGGGCGUUUCGUCACUCCCCGACUAUAAGUGCAGCUUUCCCACCUGGAGAGACAACAUUCUGCACACCGUUCUGCCCGGAGUGGAAGGCGAAGCUCUGGAGUUGAUCAAGUCAAUGCUCGUCUACGAUCCUCAGAAGCGCAUCUCUGCCAAAGGCGCACUGCUUCAUCCCUACUUUUUUACUUAA
This is a messenger RNA of Rhagoletis zephyria (snowberry fruit fly), 870 nucleotides long. The record is from RefSeq and is a predicted model, not a curated record. NCBI's taxonomy places the organism in Eukaryota, Metazoa, Arthropoda, Insecta, Diptera, Tephritidae.